AUGCGAGUCGCAACUCAUACCGCAUUCCUGCUAUCAAGCAGCCUCGUACUUGCUGCGGUUGCGGUUGCAGCUACAGCUACUUCGGGCCAGCCCAUCAUCAUUGACACCGACCUGUUCGGCGAUGUUGAUGAUGUUGGUGCGUUGACAAUUGCCAACGUUCUGCACAACUGCGGUCUAGCAGAGCUUAAAGGUAUUGCCAUCAACACCCAGUCACAGUACGGUGCUCCAGCAGCUAGCGCCAUCUGCUCAUACUUUGGGAACGGAGAUGUACCGGUCGCUGCGAUCCGUCCCUUGACAAAUGAGACUUUCUUCGACGAUUGGGAUUACGUGAGAGGCGAAUAUGCUAGCAAAGUGGCCUACAACUGGCCUGGAACUCUCACCAAUGCUUCUCUCGCACCUACCCCUGUCGAGCUCUACCGGUCGAUUCUCGCCUCUGCCGACAACCACAGUCUACACAUCAUCUCCAUCGGAUUCCUCACCAAUAUCGCGGACCUGAUGCGAUCAGAAGCGGACGACUUAAGCCCGCUGGGGGGUGUCGAGCUACUGACAGCCAAGGUCAGUGAGUUGAUCAUCAUGGGAGGUCAAUAUCCUUCUGGCUGGGAGUACAACUUCGGGGGAAGCGACCCAAACAGCACCAUCUAUGUCAUUGAGAACUGGCCGGAAACGGUGGCGGUGACCUUUUCCGGCGGCGAACUGGGCGGCAGCAUAUAUUCCGGGCAGAGAGGUUUGAACGAAGCACCGUCCGACUCUCCCGUCGUUUCCGCCUACCAGUGGUACGUUGCUCGCGGCUCCGUUGCCCGUGAGACUUGGGAUCCCAUCACCGUCCUGUACGGGAUUCUAGGCCUUGACAAGUUUGCAAAAAUCGGGUUGCGGCCUUUUCUGGCCUAUGCGAAUGACUACGGAUAUAACAGCAUUACCGCGACCAAUGGGUCAAAUGCCUGGGUCAACGACACGAGUGUUACAAACCAGCAUUGGCUGAAAUUGGACGACCGAGUCACAAACUCGAGCAUGGCCUGGCUUAUUGACAACUUUCUCGUGCACCCACCCGGCAUGUCAACUUGCCUCGUAUAG
This is a messenger RNA of Capronia epimyces CBS 606.96, 1071 nucleotides long. RefSeq lists its product as uncharacterized. Gene Ontology annotation, molecular function: hydrolase activity, hydrolyzing N-glycosyl compounds. Lineage: Eukaryota; Fungi; Ascomycota; Eurotiomycetes; Chaetothyriales; Herpotrichiellaceae. The record is from RefSeq and is a predicted model, not a curated record. Bases 1 to 1071 code for a protein of 356 amino acids. The transcript is spliced from 3 exons.